Messenger RNA from Andrographis paniculata, 734 nucleotides. Its product is annotated as 60S ribosomal protein L44-like. The record is from RefSeq and is a predicted model, not a curated record. Gene Ontology annotation, molecular function: structural constituent of ribosome. Gene Ontology annotation, biological process: translation. The transcript is spliced from 4 exons. Bases 5 to 436 code for a protein of 143 amino acids. NCBI's taxonomy places the organism in Eukaryota, Viridiplantae, Streptophyta, Magnoliopsida, Lamiales, Acanthaceae. Gene Ontology annotation, cellular component: cytosolic large ribosomal subunit; ribosome.
ACAAAUGUGGAGGCCCAUUAAGCAAUAUUUAUCCUAUAAAUCUGCACAGCGUCGCAAAUUAGGGUUUUGGAAGGAAAACUCAGAAUCGCAGAUCAAGUGCUCCUAUCCGCCGUCGACCAUGGUGAACGUUCCGAAGACAAAGAAGACAUACUGCAAAUCUAAGGAGUGCAAAAAGCACACCUUACACAAAGUCACCCAAUAUAAGAAGGGAAAGGACAGCUUGGCUGCCCAGGGGAAGCGUCGUUAUGAUCGCAAGCAGUCGGGAUAUGGUGGCCAGACCAAACCCGUGUUUCACAAGAAGGCCAAGACCACAAAGAAGAUCGUGCUAAGGCUGCAAUGCCAGGCUUGCAAGCAUGUUUCGCAGCACCCAAUCAAGAGGUGCAAGCAUUUUGAGAUCGGUGGCGACAAGAAGGGCAAAGGAACUUCCCUUUUCUAAAUCUGUGUCGUGUUUUGGAAUUGGAAGCGCUCCUACUACUGUUAUUGUUAUUGUUGGGAUUUAUCUGAACCUUCUGUUUCCUUUGCUGUUUUAGCUCAAUAUUUAGAUGAUUAUCGACUUCAAUUUUAUUUAGUUUUGCUUCAUUUUGUCGUCAGCUGUGAGUUCAAGCAGUCGAUCGGGCUGUUUUCGGUUGCGCUGAACCCGAGCCUGAUAUAGUAGUUGCAAUUUUGAGUAAAUUUAUGGCGACUUGCUAGAGCUGUUAUAUGACCCGACCUACUUGAAAUUUCUUACUUGUUAA